UGACCUCUAAAAUCUAAAACCCCCCAGAACCAGCAGUCAGUCCUAAAAACCUUAAACUCAAAACGAAAUGUUGCCGGCGUCUCAACUCAUCUUUCACGGCGUCCCCUGUCAUGGACCAUCAGAUGGCAAGUGCCUAAGUGGAUUCGUGGUACCACCGUGUUCCUCUUGUAAUGAAUAUAAAAGAUUUACAAUGUUCAAACCUGUACCUUUUGGCUUUGCUUCAAAGGGUCCCAUGUCAUUUAUGUGCAAUGCAAACUCUAGCGGUGGUCAGAGAAGGAAUCCUGAUUUUUCUAGGCAGAAUAGACAAGGCUAUUCAAGAAACAAGAAUAGGAAUAGUGAAGAUCGAGAUGGCAUUGAUGGAUUCGAAGACUCUGAAGUUUUUUCUUCAAAGAACGGACCGUCUUUUCUUUCGGGAUCUUCUCCCCCAAAGUUCCAAUCCGCUGCAACUCCCGGGCCUAGAGAGAAAGAAAUUGUGGAAAUUUUCAGAAAAGUCCAGGCCCAACUCCGGGAACGGGCUGCACAAAAGGAAGAGAAAAAGGUUGAAGAUUCACAAGGACAAAAUAAACAGAAUGAAACUGUGGAUUCUCUCUUAAAACUCCUGAGAAAACACUCUGUUCAACAUGGAAAGAGCACAACCAGCAACAGAAACAAUAAAGACUUCGUUCUAGACCACCAGCCCGAACAGAACAACUCGUUUAUAGAAGAUAAAAGCCCAAAAGACUUGAAUAACAGAGUCAAACAUGAGGUCCAAACUACUGCUAUCCAAUCUAGUCGGCCUGCAUCAAAUUUCCAAAAGAGAUCUCCUGUUUCUAAAUUGAAAUUCAAGCCAAUUUUAACCAGUGAAGAGUCUUUUAACCCUGAACCAUUUAAACGGAAAGAAAUCAUACAUGAGCCUGAGUCUACGCCUGAGGUCAAAUUGGAGACCAGGUCUGAGCUGAAGGUUGAAAAUGAAGCCUUCGACGAGUUUGAUGAAAGUUCAGAUGAUGAAGCUUCUGACAUUGAAGAUACUGCUGGUGAGAUUGAUAAUUCAGACGAGGUGAAUGUGGUUAAAAGUGAUGAUCUAAGCGGCAUGAAGUUGGUUGAGUUACGAGAGGUGGCUAAAUCUCGAGGCAUCAAGGGGUUUUCGAGGCUGAAGAAAGCUGAGCUAUUGGCGUUACUGACUUGUUGAGUGUUGCUUAUAUUAAAUGAACUUUUGUCACUGUAAUGUACCAUAGGACCGAACUAGCUUGUUUUUCGCCCUUACACCUUUCUAGUUUUAUUUGAUAUCAACAAUUUUAUGGUACUUACCUACGAAUGCAGAGUUUGGCUUGAGAUUGUUGAAGAAAUUCACAUUGUAUCGGCAGUCUUUAAGUUUGUAUUCAAUGUUUGGUGUAGUUGAGUUGAA
Messenger RNA from Erigeron canadensis, 1384 nucleotides. Its product is annotated as rho-N domain-containing protein 1, chloroplastic-like. The record is from RefSeq and is a predicted model, not a curated record. NCBI's taxonomy places the organism in Eukaryota, Viridiplantae, Streptophyta, Magnoliopsida, Asterales, Asteraceae. Gene Ontology annotation, biological process: DNA-templated transcription termination. The transcript is spliced from 2 exons. Bases 68 to 1168 code for a protein of 366 amino acids.